Molecule: messenger RNA, 2588 nt
Organism: Camelina sativa (false flax)
Lineage: Eukaryota; Viridiplantae; Streptophyta; Magnoliopsida; Brassicales; Brassicaceae
Source: RefSeq, a predicted model, not a curated record
AGUUGUAGACGAAGAGCGCAGUCAAUUACUCGAGGAAAUCCCAUUGCUCCUUGUGUCGUUUUGGGAGCGUAAAAUUCUGUCUUGUAGCAUUCGAGACUGGAUGAUACAGUUUGUGGUUAAGUAUCUUGCACACUUCGAAGUUUCUGAGCAUACCAUUAUUACCGAGUGUCGUCUAGUUGAAACACCUCAGAGUAUCUGCUUUCUGGAAUGUAAUGAACUCAGUCACAUCCUGCACUUUCUAAAAAACAUCAAAGGUGAAAGGGAUGAUGGCACAGAUCUGGUUCGCAGAGCAGGGGACAGUUUCUUGGAUGGUACCCGAGUUAGAGAAAAGAUCGACUUUGAUCCUCAGUUUACAUUUCUACUUCUGGAUAAGAGACUGCUGAAAUGCGAGCUGGCUCGAUUUGAUAAUGAAGGGACAGCCAAUGUUUUUGAUCCCAGUGUUCACUAUGCCAAAGCACAAGUUCAUAGAGAUGAUAUCUUAUCUUGGUUAGCAGACUAUACUUCAGGAGAUGAGAGUUUUAGAUUUCCCAGACCUAUCAGGACACAUAAUCUUGAUAUUUGGGUGGCUGUUCUGAGAGCUGUUCAAUUCAUGUGUAGGACUUUGGAGACCAAAUAUGAGAAGAAAAUGAAAAUGAUAUGUUAUGAUGCAGCUCUUACUGACGCCAAGAACUUAUGUACACGCGACGAUGAAAGAAGAAGGAAUAUUCCGGAAGAUCAGAGGAACAUUUAUGGAUCUCUUCUAUGCAAUAAAUGUGAAGAAUAUAUAAGGAGAGACGCUGGAAAUUCUCUCACUACAAAACUGUUCUUGUGUGCAGUACGAGAUGUUCUCGAAGGAGCAUUGCAGCCGACAUUUGAUUGUGUCGAUCUAGUAGAUUGCCUGAAUCAUAUACAUGGGCAUAAACGUAUCAGUGAUGAUAUAGUGUUGAAGUCCAUUACGCAUCUGAAAUCUCUGGUCACCAAAAAGGUUCCGCUAAUGGAUUCAAAGAUUUUGUUGGUUGAAAACUCGAGGAUUGAUUUGAUAAACAGCCUUGUCGGACUUUCUGUUUUUGACUACCGCUCGUAUAUCCUUCAACCACUGAAACGCUUCUUGGAGGAAGAAUUAGAUGGAAUUGUAGAUAUGGAUGUCAAAGCACUUCCAGAACCUUUAUCCGAGAAAAAACAAGAGAAGGAGAAGAAGUCAGGGUCAAAGAAGAAAAAACCAUAAAAGCAACAAGGUCGUCGAUGGUCUAAAUUCUCUAUUUGCUUCCAUGAAUAUUUGGUUACUCAGUUGUACGAGUAUGAAUGAAUGGUUUUCAUGGCAUAACAGAGAACUUCAACAAGUAUGUCUAGUCUUCUUGAUCAGAAUGUCGAACAGGCAGAAGAAGAUCCUAUGGAACCAGACGAUACUCGUGAAAAGGGUCAAUCUGAAAUUUCAUCCAAUCAAGACGAAGCUACUAAAGAUAUUCAUGGAGAAGGUUCACUGUCUAAAAAUUUGGAGUCGGUACAUGGCAAAAAAGCUGUAUCCAGAUACAAUUCAGCUCUUGACAUGAUACUGAAGUCCCUCUGUAACAUUAAAGUUCUUAAAGAAGAUUUGGUGCACAAUCGGCAACCAUUUUCUGACAACCAAGUUCCGUCUGCACUACGUAGUUUCUUUUCUGCGUUUGUCUCGGAGCAGAUAAAAGAAGAGGAACUCUAUAGGCACUUACUGUCCAACUUGCUUGCUUCCCUAGAAAAAGAAUUUCAUUCCCUGUCAAGUGAUGGUGCUGAGGUACUCGUCGCCAUCCUCGAGUUUUGUCAUUGGUGGAAAAUUCAAGAAGGAGAAAGCUUGGUAACUCGCCUUUUUACGUUGGAGGUAUAUGAAAGAAUGAGUUGUAAAAAAUGCAGAAGGAAGCCAAAUCAUCCAGAGCAAAGUUCUUAUGGAAUCGUUAUGCCUGCUGAUUCUAUCAGAGACUUAAAGAGUGCUCUUGGGAAUAUAAAGUUUGAAGACAUCCUUAAAAUGAUCCGCAUGGAAGAUAAAAUGAUAUGUGAUGUUAGAACAGGAGGCUGUGGAGAGACAAACUUUGUCCACCACACUAUCAGUAGAUGCCCACCUAUCUUCACAAUUGGGCUGGAAUGGGAGAAGAAUGAAACUGAAAAAGAAAUAUCUGAAACAACAAAGUCUUUGGAGUGGGAGAUAGAUAUCAGCAGGCUAUAUGAAGGCUUAGAACCAAACACCAAGUACCGGCUUGUGUCAAUGAUUGGUUGUGGUGAAGAAGAAAAAUACAUUUGCAUGGCUUAUAAAAAGAACCGGUGGGUCAGUCUCACACAUGAAGCUAAAAUAGAAGAGGUUGUUGGUAACUGGGAGAGUGUUGCCAGAUUAUGUGGGGAAAGGAAGGUUCGUCCAGAGAUUCUGUUUUAUGAAGCUGUUCAAUGGCCUAACAAGUGAAUAGAACAGUAUGGGGGAACUGAAGUUUGCUACUUACACUAACUAUGUUUGCGAAUAUUAUUUAUUUUCUUUAGUUUGAUGGGAUGAUUUCUCCAGGUUCGAACCAUGGUUUUUAUAAACUGACCCCUAUAUAUGAUCUUAUCGUACAACAAAAAAAAGGCAUAAUCGAACGAUUUGGAAGCUC